CUCCCUCACCCGCCAUUUUUAAUACCGCGCGCGUCUCUCGCUGCGCCGUGCCGUGCCAUGCUGUCUCCGCUGUCCGCUCUCAGUAGUGCUGCGGCUGCCGCUCACGCAGUCGUCGCCGGGGACGGAGAGAUGCGGGUUGCUGAUGGCGGCGGCGGUGGCGGUGCUGGUGAGACUGGGGCGGGGCUCCGCGGCGGCGUCGGCGGCGGGGCCGUGGUGGAGGACGGGCACGGGGAGGCAAGCGGCGGGUGCUCGGCGAGUCGCGGGAGCAGCGCGCGCGGAUCGUCUGGCGGCGACUCGCCUUUAACCAGGUUCGUGCGCCGGGGUGGUCGACUGGGGACGAUGGAUCCGGAGCGGGACGAGAUGCUGACUUCCUCGUCCUCCUACGGUUCCACGGAGCCACAAGAGGAGGAGGAGGAGGGCGCCGGGGCAUUAGAAGCGGCCAAGGACAACAAGCGGGUACAUGGUGCACGACCCCAGGGGCAGACCAAGAAUGCAGCCCCCUGUUUCACUCGAGAACGCCAGGACCAGCGGCAUCAUCGGUUGGGAGCUGUUCUUUUCCAAGGCAGGAAGGGCAGGGCGCAGCGGCCGGCCUCGCUUGAUUUCGGCUGCCCUGGUGUUGCCAGAUCCUCGACGCAUUCUCCGGGGUUCCCGGCCGCCGGUGUCGCGGUGGUGAACAAGGGGAUGGGCGUAUCGUAUCCGUCACACAGUAGGCCGGACGUGCUGUCUAGUCCGGGGACGCCGAGCUGCAAUCGGCGUGGGAUGGCAGGCGUUGGCUACCAGCAGGGUCCUCGUUCAGAAAGAGUGAUCCCGCCUUGGACCGGCCAUACAAGCCAUUCUGGGAGCGGCAUGGUGUUACCUUACAGCACUGGGACUGGGAGGACGCUGCCAUCGAAAUGGGAGGAUGCAGAGAGGUGGAUCUUCAGCCCCAACCCCAACCCCAACAAUGCACUCGGGAGGUCGGUCCCGCAACUCUGGCGGCCAAAAUCCAAAAGUGGGCCUCUUGGACCUCCCGGUAGAUUUUGUGGGGCGUACUCUUGUGUUUCGUCGUCGGCUCAGUUUCUUGACAACGGUAGAGUUGGAAAUCUCACUGUGAAUGCACAUUACAUGGCUGGGAUGUUGCUACCUGAGCAUAUUUGCGGGGGUGUUAUGGACUGGGAAAGGGAUGCAAGUGGAGCAUCGGGUGAGGAUAGUAGCAAUGGCCAGGGAGGCUGCAGGCCUGGUCAAAUGAAUGUUCGGCAUCCUGCUAUGCAGCCCACCAGGGUUUCUCAGCAACAUGGUAGUGCAAUGGAGUCAUAUCAGUCAUUGCAUGCUUCUCUUCAAUCUAUACAAGAUGGUGGAAUUGAAAGCAUAAAAGACUCUGCCACUAGCAGUGCCCCCAUUAUUCUGAGGAAGGAUGUGGCAACACAAACAAGCCCUGCUAUUAGCAGGUCAUCCUCUCCCAGCACGAGGACUUCGUUCUCCCGUUCACUAUCGUCACAACAAGUCAAAGAGCUGGAGAGUUGUUUCUCUAAGCUCGAGGUCAGGGAUGUGCAGGUGGAUGAUCGGGUGACUCUGACUAGGUGGUCCAAGAAACAUGUCACCCGAGGCUCUGAAAAGAAUGCUACAAAUAUUAUUGAGUGCAAGAAAAAAACCGUGGAUUCUAAAUCUUCUGCCUGGGAAGUAACACAAACUGCAAAGUGUAUUUCAAUGAUUGAGGGAGAGGAAGCAAAAAUGACUGCAUGGGAGAAUAUGCAGAAAGCUGAAGCAGAAGCAGCCAUACAAAAGCUUGUGAUAAAACUUGAAAAGAAAAGGCCAUACUCGCUGGAGAGGAUUUUCAACACCCUCAGGUCUGGCUCUCGGAAGACACAGGUGGUACGCAGUACAUCAACCGCAAAUCAGGAUCAGCAUAUUUCCAGAACUAUCAAAACGGCGCCAAACCUCAGCAAGAACGGUCAAAUGAGUUCAUUGAGUGGAUGCUUUACAUGUCAUGCUUUCUAGAGAUGUAGCUCCAUGGAAAACACAGGUGGUCCAUGCACACUUAACAGUAGUUUCCUUGUUUUCAGGCACUAUUGUUAGUUUAAAGUGUAGAGGAAAAAAAUAGAUCCUUGUCAGUAACCAACUAGGGACUGAAUCCCCCCUCCCCCUUUUCCAAUGGUCAAUCUAUAGCAUCGAUCAUAAUCUGGAUUGUCCUUAAGUUUUUAUUGUGCUAGGGGAACAUAAGAAAGUAUGUAGAGCAAAAUGAGAGGAGCUGUUGUUACCCUCAAUUCUUUGUGAUUAUUGGUAUUCCACCAUAUAAUAAUAAAAGAGGUUCCUCUUCUACUA
Molecule: messenger RNA, 2301 nt
Organism: Zea mays
Lineage: Eukaryota; Viridiplantae; Streptophyta; Magnoliopsida; Poales; Poaceae
Product: Remorin family protein
Exons: 7
Coding region: 58-1977 (639 amino acids)
Source: RefSeq, a predicted model, not a curated record